GCUUUUAAGUAAGUAGAGUCUCAGAUUCGCGAAGCGGCGGGUUGGCUGGCUCACCGUUCCGUUGGGUGACGUCAUUGCGACAGCUUGCAAAGGACACUUUGUUUUGUUAGAGGUUUGAAUUUCAGGCGGUUGCCGACUCCGAGUUCGGUUUUAAAUUUAAGGGAUUUUGCCUUCUACCUCGGGACGAUGGCGUCUCCCUUUCCCCCUUCUCGAAUGUCGCAGCCGAGCAAGAAAAGUGAGAUCUUGGCUGCUUCGUUAGUAAAUGGUGUCACCCAGGCUCUGGCUAACUUGCUCGACUUAUGGAAUGAAAUGGGCAUGAAGAACGAAUUGAAGCUGGAGCGUAUGCAGGCUGUGAAAGUCCACGUUGAGAAACUGUUGGAUGACAUGAUUGAGGAAGAAAGAAACUUGAAAGAAAAGAUUGAAAGUGACAUUGAAAUACAGAAGAAGGAGUUAAGUGUAAUAAGAAAUGAACUGAAGCUAGAUCCAUACAAGGUUGAAAACGGCUUAUCCAUGCUUCAGCUCGAGAGAGAGUUUCGCUUGGCUUUAGAAGCUGCUGUUAAAGAAAAAAGAGAGAGGCUGGAGAAGUUGAGACAGUUGCAGCAGAAAAGUCAGUCACUGUGUGCAGAACUUUGUGCCACCCCCUACUACAUCCCUACUGGCAGUGUCCCCACUUCCCUGGAGCUGAAAGAACUUGAAGAACAUGUUCAGAAUCUCUUGCAAGUUAAGGAGCAAAGAUUGGAAGCGUUCUUAAACCUGAGAGGAGAAAUCAGACAGUACAAUAAAGAAAUUGGCCAUAUACCAGAUGGUACCCUGGAAAAUGAAAUGCUGCUUGAUGGCGAAGAAUAUAUUUACCUUACAAAGAAGAAUAUUGAAGAUCUUAAAUCGCUUGUUAAUCAGUUGCAGAUCAAGAAAGAAUCCUUGACUGCCAGCCUUGAGACACUGAGGACAGAAGUGCAACUCCUGUGGGACAGACUUCAGUGGCCACAAGAGCAGCAGGAGGACUUUACAAGAAUUACAAGCAAGCACUCUAUUUCUGAAGCACUGAAGAUGUGGGAAGAACAGUUGCUGAACCUGGAAGAGCUGAAAAAGGAGAAACUGAAGGACAUUAUUUUGAAAGUCAGGGAACAGCUCAAUAACUAUUGGCAGAAGUGUUUUUAUAGUGAUGAACAGAGAGCUGCAUUUCAGCCUUUUUAUAAUGACAAUUACACAGAAAACUUGUUGAGCCAACAUGACGAGGAACUUCUGAAUAUGAAACUCAAGUACGAGAAGAACCAACUUAUGUACGCUAGUGUACAGAAAUGGGUAACUACAUGGGAGCGUUUCAUUGAAUUGGAGAAAAAAUCAACGGAUCCAAGCCGACUUCUGAACAGAGGAGGUAACUUGCUCAAAGAUGAAAGGGAGCGAUCAAAGAUCCAAAAGCAGUUGUUAAAACUGAGUGAGCACCUGAAGAGAAGUAUUGAAAGUUGGGAAAGUGAAAAUGGUGCUGACUUCCUCGUCAACAACGAGAAAUUUUUAGAAUCCAUAGCCCACCAGUUGGAACAUCAUCGUCUUAGAAAAGAUCAGACCAAAAUGCCUGUGAAGCGGGAUGAAUCGGCAACCCCAAAUUCAGGUGUUAAAAGACCCGCAGGUGCAUGUGCACCAACGCCGAACAAGAGGCAGAAGGUAAAUGGAGCUUUACUUAAAUCGAGCAGCUGCUGUAAUAUCGCAACCAAAAGCGCUGGCAAACCAUCUGGUCAAAUCAAGACUCCUUCUGAAACAAUACCUCUAGAUUCCCUGCACCGACCACCAUUGGAAGAGUGCAAGGAAAGCAUAUCAGACAAUCAACUUAGCUAUUCAAAGUUCAUGAAAGACCUGUCAAUGAAAUCCACCAGCAACAGAAUUUUCAAUUCGACAUUGAAGGAGAACUUGAACUGAUGAGCCUAUCACACCUGGAGGUGAAACGGAUAGAAGAAAAGGUCCAUUUCAUAAAUGAAUUUUUUAAAAAAAUAUUCGAAAUGUAUACAAAGCUUUUUGUACAAUGCUUAUAUAAAAUGAAUAUUUCUGUUUAAGUGCUAAA
Heteronotia binoei (common prickly gecko) is the source of this 2056-nucleotide messenger RNA. RefSeq names its product protein regulator of cytokinesis 1-like. The record is from RefSeq and is a predicted model, not a curated record. Bases 187 to 1914 code for a protein of 575 amino acids. NCBI's taxonomy places the organism in Eukaryota, Metazoa, Chordata, Lepidosauria, Squamata, Gekkonidae. Gene Ontology annotation, molecular function: microtubule binding. Gene Ontology annotation, biological process: mitotic spindle midzone assembly; microtubule cytoskeleton organization. The transcript is spliced from 14 exons. Gene Ontology annotation, cellular component: spindle; cytoplasm; mitotic spindle midzone.